Messenger RNA from Verticillium dahliae VdLs.17, 1617 nucleotides. RefSeq lists its product as uncharacterized. Lineage: Eukaryota; Fungi; Ascomycota; Sordariomycetes; Glomerellales; Plectosphaerellaceae. Gene Ontology annotation, cellular component: nucleus. The transcript has 4 exons. Gene Ontology annotation, biological process: mRNA splicing, via spliceosome. Bases 1 to 1617 code for a protein of 538 amino acids. The record is from RefSeq and is a predicted model, not a curated record.
AUGAACAACGACCAAUUUCGAAGGCUCGUGGGCGCCAGCUCCUCCCAGUCCGGCAGUCCCAGCAAUGGCUCGUCCGCGAGCACGGCAAGCCCCGCCGGCGCAACACCGAGCGCCCUCGGAUCGCGGCAGCGCUCCAGCAUCCCCAUGACGCCACGCUCCGUAGGCGGCGGCUACAGCAGUCGCAACGAGUUUGCCCGCCAGCUCGCCGCGCGCAACAACCCCGAUCAGGCGCAGAAGAAGUUCCGAACGUCGGCGCCCAAGGGCUCCCGCCUGGCCGAGGGCUACGUCGACCGGGCAAAAGAGAGGGAGGCCGAGGAGGAGGACGAGCGCGCGGCGCGGAUCAAGGCGCUCGAGGAGCUGCUCAAGAAGGAGGAGAUUGACCAGGAGACGUUCGAGAAACAACGGGAUCAGAUUGCCGGCGGCGACUUGUCGAGCACGCACCUGGUCAAGGGGCUGGACCGCAAGCUGCUGGCGAGGAUCCGGCAGGGCGAGGAUGUCUACGGCGACGGCAGGGAGGCUCCGCCGGCAGAGGAGGAUGCGCUGCCUGCCGAGGAGAUGGAGGACGAGUUUGACCGCAUCGAGCAUUUGCCUUACCGCUAUGUUCACCUCCUCAGGUGCCUCUCAUGCCUGGCAAGAAGCGCAUGUGCGAUCAGACUCUCAGCCGAGAUGAAGGCGGCGCGCUUGCGGCGGCGCAGGCGGCCCAAGGAGGCGAGCCUCGGCGACAGGUUCAAGAAGAUUGGCGCCAGGCAAAAGGCCGGCACGCGGAUCGAGAGGGACAACAAGGGCCGCGAGGUCAUGAUCAUUGUCGACGAGGACGGCCACGAGAAGCGGAAGGUGCGCAAGGUGCAGCGCGAUUUCGAGGAAGACGAACGGCAACGCGAGCUCAUGAGGCCCGACAGGGACGCCAAGCCUCUGGGGAUGGAGGUACCAGAGAUAUACCAGAAGCAACCAGAACCGGCGGAAGAGGAGGACGACGAUAUUUUUGCCGACGCUGGGGAUGAUUACGACCCGUUGGCGGGGAUGGAUUCUGACUCUGACUCUGAUGAGGAUGAGGAUCACAAACACAAGGACAAGACGGCAGGCGAGGAAGAGGCGCAAGCAAAGGACGAAAAAGCAGCCGCCAAACAGGCCAUGCCGCCACCACCGAGACCGAAACAGGCCGAGGCGAAAGACUACUUCAAAGGCUCCAAGACGGAGCUGCUCUCAGCGCAGACGCGCAAGGCACCGUCCAUGUCAGACCCAGACAUCCAAGCGGCCUUCAAAAGGGCAGCGCAGCUGGGCGCUGCUGCCAAGGAUCGAAAGGGAGACGACGACGACAACGACAUGGCAGACGAGGAGGCACGUCGGCGGGCCGAGAAACACAAGAAGAUGCUCGAGUCGUCGAACCGCGACGAUGCCGACAUUGACAUGGGCUUCGGCACCAGCAGGUUCGAGGACGAAGAGGACUUUGACGACACCAAGGUCAAGCUCUCCGAAUGGGGCCAUGAUGACGAUGAAGGUGAGGGUAAGGGCGGCAAAGGAAAGCGCAAGAGGGGCCCGAAGAAGCGAAAGGGCGACGCCAAUAAUGCAGCAGACGUGCUGCGGGUGAUGGAGCAACGUAAGGCGGCGGGGGCUUGA